Lachancea fermentati is the source of this 1083-nucleotide messenger RNA. The record is from the annotation of a GenBank genome assembly. Lineage: Eukaryota; Fungi; Ascomycota; Saccharomycetes; Saccharomycetales; Saccharomycetaceae.
AUGAAUCGAUGGAAAGUUACGAACAACUGGCGAAAUUUCAGUAAAAUGCGACGUAAUGUUAAUCAUAAAGAUAAGGAAAGCGAUUGCAGUGCGAGCCCACAACCUUUAGGGUUCUCCACUUGGUUGAUAACUCUGGAGCAUUCAGAUGAAUCUAAUAAAAACUAUGGGGCGAUGCCUGCGGUUACGAACUAUAUUUUCUUUAUGGGUGGACGGUUUCGCACUAUUAGUGGUACGAAGGUUCUAUCGAUACUAGUAUUAGCGCUCGUCAUUGCUCCUAUGGUCCUCUUUUCCAUCUUCGAAACACGUAAACAAUGGAACCUCGGAACGGCUUGCCGAGUUCUCGUCGUUCUGUUUUACUACUUCUGGAUUACUUGUUUCGCAUCUUUUAUCCGAACGGCAACAACAGAUCCUGGCGUCCUUCCAAGAAAUAUACACGUUCCCACGGUAAUAAAUGACUAUGAACUACCUCAAGAAUACUACAACAUCAUCACACUUCCGACGUCUGACCCUUGUGAAAGAUCAGUGGACGUUAAAUAUUGCCCUACAUGUCGUAUAUGGAGGCCGCCGCGGGCUUCUCACUGUUCAACAUGUGAGACUUGCAUUAUGACACACGAUCACCACUGUGUUUGGGUCAACAACUGCAUAGGUCAACGAAAUUACAGAUACUUCCUAGCGUUUCUUUCGAGUUGCACUAUUACAGCUGCUACGUGUAUAGCCAGUUGUAGUAUCCACAUAUCGAAGGUCGCACAUGCUAGCGAUAGCCCAGUCGCCAUUUUGCUGGUCAUUUACUGUGGACUGGGGUUCUGCUAUCCUUUUAUUCUUUUAAUCUAUCAUGUUUUUUUAACUGGUACUCAGCAGACCACCCGUGAGUAUCUGAAAACUGUUCAAUCUAAAACAGCCGUUUUUCAUAAGAUUACUUCUCCUCAAAACAACGCCUUCGACAAGAAAAACAUCUUUUCCAAUAUGAUCUCUUUGAUAUGUGAACCAAGAGGUUUAAGUCUUGUUAGUGCAAGGAGUAGACAUUCUAAAGGGGACUGGAGAUUCUUGAAUCUGCCCCAACCACAUAGUUUUCAAAAAGCUUAA